AUGACGGCAACAACAAAUGAUCAGAAGCCAGCAGCAGUCCAGGAAGAGGGCAAGCCACAGUCAAGCAGCAAGCCCACCACGGCGAAGCGCAACCUGGGAAAGCCGCAUGCAGCUAGAGAAGACUGCGGCUAUGCGCACGCCGGCACGAACUGGGACAUUGUCAAUGCCGACAGAGCUGGCGAGACUUUGACAACAGACGAAGAAACCAACAAGAAGAAGAGUUGGAAGGAUCGCCUGUUCAAGGGACCGGGACUAGGACUCUACCGAUGA
Messenger RNA from Pestalotiopsis fici W106-1, 270 nucleotides. RefSeq lists its product as uncharacterized. The coding region runs from base 1 to 270 and encodes 89 amino acids. NCBI's taxonomy places the organism in Eukaryota, Fungi, Ascomycota, Sordariomycetes, Amphisphaeriales, Sporocadaceae. The record is from RefSeq and is a predicted model, not a curated record. The transcript has a single exon.